This is a messenger RNA of Erpetoichthys calabaricus (reedfish), 5694 nucleotides long. It is a transcript of the gene vegfba, whose product is annotated as vascular endothelial growth factor Ba. The transcript is spliced from 8 exons. Gene Ontology annotation, molecular function: vascular endothelial growth factor receptor binding; chemoattractant activity; heparin binding. NCBI's taxonomy places the organism in Eukaryota, Metazoa, Chordata, Cladistia, Polypteriformes, Polypteridae. Gene Ontology annotation, cellular component: membrane. The coding region runs from base 1316 to 1951 and encodes 211 amino acids. The record is from RefSeq and is a predicted model, not a curated record. Gene Ontology annotation, biological process: positive regulation of protein phosphorylation; response to hypoxia; vascular endothelial growth factor receptor signaling pathway.
AAUGGGGAAAGUUGGCCCGAACAGUUGUCCAACAGCGACCCACGCGUUCACAACGGAAACUGCAGCCCGGGGGAUAGAUACCAGCAUUAAAAAGAUGGGCCAUCAGCAGCCAAAUAGCAUUCUGUCUGUGGCGGAUGCUCGAGUCGUCUUCUUGUCCGAUACUCUUGGUUUUCCUCCCCUACUUCCAUAAUAGAGCGACGCCGUGUCUAUUAUGCGUGGUUUCUUUCCUUGCUGCCCCCGAAUCGCAUCGUUUCGUUUCAUUUCGAGCUCAAAGGCAGUCAUAAUUAUUAAGUUCUGCCGGGCACGCUCCCAAAGUGACCUGAUGUUAAACAAACAUACAAAUCACAUUUGUGUCAUCUCUGCGGCAAAAUAAACAUAAACGAACCCGCGUCCAAAAGAGCGCCGGCUCCCCGAUGGAGCAGAAUAAAGGGCGGAGACUGGCGGAGACGCGUCGCGUGUGGGGGCCGAGCGCAGAGCGCGCGCAGCUGCAGACCGGCGAGCGCAACUUAGCGGGGAGGAAGCUCCGAGUGGCCGCACCUGCAGCCGCAGCUCACAGUGGCGCACUCGCCACAGCAGCCGUUUUGCCGACGUGCGUGCGCGCACCUCCAGAACUCAUUUGCUUCGCUUUUGAUUUUCAGUGCGGUGAUUUUUUGGGGGGACAAAAUAGAAGAUCAGCUGUGACUGAACCACUUCACAUUUAAGAGCUCGGGCAUGCAGAAAUGCUACAAGAGCGAGCGUGACACUCAAGUGGAAUUAAACAGUCUUAAACUUUUAAUCAUCUUUUCCGGUUUACCCUAGAAGGGACCGCUCUUUGAGAAUACAGAAUAAAACAAUAACAAAUUAGAGGAGAUUUACUUUGGAAAUUCGACAUAUGAAGAGAUAUGGACGGUGAUGAACUUUUGUUUUUGUUUUUCAAAUGCAACGUUAUCUGACGCGAUUCUAUGGUUAAGCUUAGAACACUUCGCCUGUAAUAUUGCAACAUUCUAUAAUAGCCGCUGUCUAAAAGAACGGACACCUCCAUGCCAGGGAAUGGGAAACAUGGUUCAGUAAAGGAGGGCACUUUUUGCUUUGGUAGCCUUUGACACGCAGGACAGAAGCGCGUGAAAGAAACGAAAGCGCUGAGCUGUGGCAGAUUCAGAUCCAGCGGAUACCUGUUUAAUUACAAUGAAAAACAAGGCACACUGCUCUUGGGGAACUUUUACCUUAUCCUGUCGACAUUUCGGCAUUGACAUUUGGAUUUAAUACUGUCCUUUUGGUAUCCGAUUUAUUUACAUUGUUUCCAGGAUUCGACUCUUCAUACUUGACUAUAUCCGCUAUGGGGAUAAAAUGGAAAGUUAUUCUAGGAAUAUUUCAUUUCAUCCUGGUCACCUUACUCCCUGCCUCCUUUGCUAAGCUGGCUCACUGGCAUUCAGAUGAAUCACACAAAACCAGGGAAGUGUUGAAAUGGAUGGAUGCCUAUAAGCGUACCUUCUGCCAGCCUCGGGAGGUUCUUGUUGAUGUCUCUACAGAGUUCCCAAACGAAGUGGAGUACCUAUUCCUUCCAGCUUGUGUUCCUCUCCAUCGGUGUGGGGGAUGCUGUUCGGAUGAAGCAAUGGAGUGUGUACCCCUGCAGUCCCACUCCCUCCUUGUAGAGCUCAUGAAAACCAACUAUGAAAAGAGAGAAAUGGUGGAACUGCCUUUUACAGAACACAGCGAGUGUGAGUGCAGGCCAAAAAAAGAAGCUCAUAUGAAACAACAAAGGGAUGAAAUGAUGGAAACAAGAAAAGAAAAAAAGAAAAGGAAAAAGAGCAAACCAAGUGCUUCUUUACAGUGCAGGCCAUGUUCAGAGAGACGGAAGGUUUUAAAUCCUGUGACAUGCAAGUGUUCAUGUCGACCCAUGCACCGUCGCUGCCGAGCUAAAGGACAAGUGCUCAAUGAGAAUACCUGCAGGUGUGAGCCAUUGCGUCGAUGAAUAAGCAAGGCUUUAGGCACAUGCAUACGUCAAAUGAAAUAAUGAAUUAAAAUCAACAAAGUAUCAUGAUGAAAAGUCUGCAGCGAAGCAACAGAAUCUUUCUGUGGGACAGCUAGGACAGCACUUUGCAACACCAUAGUACCCUGCUUUGAGGAUAAAAGGACCAAUGCUACUGAAUAACACAGAUAGGACACCCUAAAUACCACCUUGUUUUUAAUGUAGAAACCUGUAAACUGAAGAUUUGCUAGCUUCAUUUACAGCUUGUAUUUCUUCCGUAUAAUAUGACGGACUGCAAACAACAUCUGGCUGGUGUUGCUGAUUGGACUAUUUGGACACAAGAGCAAGAUUAGGCCAGAAAACAUAACCUUGGUCUCUGUUGAUCAUCCAUCCAUUUACAGUGUUAUACAUCUGGUGCUUGGGAGAUGGACCACCCUGUCAGAUUUUUCAUGGCUAUAAUGUAACUCUACCAUGGGCAAAGGAUUUGCAUUACUAAAACCUUGGCAGAUUCUACUAGUAGGUCUUAUGGCUAGCUGGGCAAGAUAUCUGCUCCUGAGGAAUAUAAUCAUAUAUUUCACUGAAGCUGGCUAAACUGUGGUCCUGUCCUCAUUAAAAGCCAUUUUGGUUUACUCUGCUAGGUCUAUGCAGAGCACUUGAGUAUGUUCAGGUUCCAACUUUCCCAAAGCUACUUUUACAAGAAGGAAGUAUUAAAGUGUGAGAAGACAGAAUGAAAUCAGCAUAACUGAUAGAAAAACAUUUUGGGUUAUCAAAAAACCGUGUAUAAACAGAUGAAUAGCCUUGUGCAAGCUGAUUUCUGACAUUACUGCAUGCGUUAGGCUCAAUGAUGUGGUAGCACCAAAAGCUUAUUGUUGUUAGAAAUAAAACAUGCUUCACUUGGAGAAGAAGGUUAGUGACAUGCUAGAAAGAAGCAAGCAAGCAAAUUUUUGAUUUGCUGAGUGGCAAAGCUGACAGGCAGACAAAGUAGCAGCUGCUGCCUAAAAGCCUAAUUAGAAAAGUCACAGACUUUCACAUUAUUGAAAAUCUCAGUUAUCCUAAGACUUUAGUGAAGUGUUUAUUAAUAUCUUGAAUAGGAAAAAAGGGGAUAAACUGCCUUGCUAAUUCUGUAGUAUUAUACUGUAAACUGCAGGACUGCUUCACGUUUAGCCUGUUAAAACCAUCUGUACAACUAUAUUAGUUUGCUGAAGUGUAUAUUCUAUUCUGUAAACAGUAAUUCCAGGGUUUUUAUUGUCUUUUAUUUAUACAGAGUGCAUGUAGAGUAUUGUGAAUAAUUUAAGUGUUUUUGACUUCCUGUAUCUUGUUAAGUAUCUGCUUUGGAAAAUGCAUAUUAAUAUAUUAUCUGUUUUAUUCAUUCAUGUGGUGUAUUAGACUGUCAGUACUUUGGUCAUAGGUAGCUCAUUCUUUAGUCAAUACUGUAUCUGAACACUGGCAGAGCUACUCAGAUUGCCAUUUUUUUUUCCAAAUGCAAGUGGUGUGCCUUUCUUUAAAGCCUUCUUUUUCCUCUAUGGCACACAGUAGGCUGCUUUGGGGAAAGGUUAGGGAUGAAGCAAGUUUGAUUGAAUCUCAAGAUGUUUUAUAAAAUCAGUUAUAGAAUAGAGAAACUAGUACUGUAUUUAUUUACAUAGUACUUAUUUACAUAAACCAGAGCAGUCUGAGAGUGGUUCAUCACCAAAUUAAAUGGCUUUCGAAUCUUGAAAUAUGUAUCCCUGGAGCCUUGCCCCUAGACAUUUUUCAAGUUUACAUCCAUUACACCUAUCUGUCCACCAAUCAAUUUUCUAAACCGUUUAUCCAAGGUAAUUGUAGGCCACUGCAUUGUGUGCACAGCAGGAACCAACUCUCUCACACUCACACACACACACACACACACACCCACACCCAAAUUACUCAGAGAAAAAUACAAACAAACAUGGGGAAAACAUGCAAACUCCACACAGGCAGUACCAAGGCCAAAAUAUUAAUUGCAGGGUGAGGAGCCAUUAGGAAACAACACCAACCACUGUGCCAUAAUACCAUCAUGUUGCCAGCAAUCACUGCAUUAGCAGGAAAUGGUGGCAAGUUACCUCUUCUGGAAUGGAACACAAUCCACACUAGUGAACAUUCCUCUGUAAACCAAAGAACCUCAGGCUUACUAAAAAAAAAUUGGUUACAAGAGACAAAAGGUGUCUGCCUCACGGCUUUCAUCCUAUAAUGUUUUUCUCUGACAACACUGGUAAAAAUCAUUUUCAUAGGAUACAUAUAGUCCUAUGCAGUGUACCAUUGAUUUUAUAGGGGGCACCAGUAUGAAAACAGGCAUCUUAUGAGGCACUUCAAGAUAGCAUUCCUGGAAUCCACAGCACUCUACCCUUGAAGACUUAUUUUUACAGCCCAGCCUAUUUUAAUCAUGCUAAGUGAGCAUUUUGAUAAUAAAAACAAUAGGUUAAUAAAGUGUUACUACUUUCCGAGCAGCAUAAAUACUGUAAGAGAGUUGAGCAAUCCUGUUGCACAUUAAUAUUAUAGUGAUUUUGCCACCGUACACAGAUAAACAGUAACAGGAACUUCCUGCCCAAAAGAGACAUUCCUUUAGCUCCGUAUUCUAGGUCAUUCACUUUUUAGCCAAAAAGGCCAUGAAUGUUUACCCAGAUUGAAAGUACAAUAUUUUGAAAACUACUGUACUUACACAAUAUAAAAAGAUAUUUUGGCAUGUACUCAAAAUGUAAUUAAAGAUGAUUAAACGUGUCCCUAUUUAUAUAUAUUUCUUCAUGUCAGAGCUAUAUUGAGUAAACUGCUUUGUAGCAAUGGAGUUGAAUUUGUAGAGACUUGAUGUGCAAAUUAAGGCACUGCCUUUAGAAAGACCAGAAUUAUGAGAAGUAAAUUAAAGAGGGGACCAAGAACAAAGUAAAUAGGAAUUCCAUAAAUGUGAGGCCAUAAAUGUCAGGUAGAUACUUCAAGAAUACUCAUACCCAUCUUUAAGUUAGCAACAAGAAUGUUAGAUUAGAAAAUAAGAAAAUUCCAAGUGAGAUAAAAACCCAGAAAAAAAAAAUCUUGAACAAAACAUUUCAAGCUCUUUUGAAAUAUUAACCUAGCCUCUCAGUGAUAAUAAUGUGGGAUCACUGUUUAACUUCAAGCUAAGACAUAAUGUGAUUGCUAACCCACUUGCUGAGCGAGUGUAGCAGUCAGAUUCAUCCAAUUCCCAAAACUGUUUUUUUUCCAUGAUGGGGUCUUUGGGGCCUGAAGUGUAUCUUAGCAGCAUUUGAACCAAUCCUGAAUGGUUAUUUGCAGCACAUACUGAUUUGUACAAAAAGCCAACUUGAUUUGCUAAUUAAUCUGAUGUGCACUCUUUUUGUAGAAAAAUGCAAACAGACAUUUACAGAAAGUGCAAAUUUCAUGUAGACAGUGGCCAAUCGAAGAAACCAACUCAGGUCCCUAGAGCUAUAAGGUAGCAGUGCCAAAUGAUGCACCAUCAUGCUGUCUAGAAACAGUUCUAGUUUUUAUUAUUCUAAAUGACUGUGUUGGGAUAGUCUUGGAAGUGUAACCUGGAGUCAGGGUUUUGACAGUAAAGGUGUUGCUACUGUAUGGGAGGAUUUCACUGUUAUAUGUAAAGCCUGUAGUUUCAAUGUAAACACCACAUUGACAAGUAUUCAUUGCUGCUAUUAUUGUGUAUGUCUUUGUUUGUAAAGCUGUAUAUCUUGUGUAUAUAUAACCUGAAAAUAAGGAAAAUGUGCUAUUAAAAGAAAAUAAGUAUUUUUAAA